Molecule: messenger RNA, 1086 nt
Organism: Parastagonospora nodorum SN15
Lineage: Eukaryota; Fungi; Ascomycota; Dothideomycetes; Pleosporales; Phaeosphaeriaceae
Exons: 1
Coding region: 1-1086 (361 amino acids)
Source: RefSeq, a predicted model, not a curated record
AUGUCGACAAGCACCUUCUGGAGCCGCUUUGGAAUCGAGGAAGAAGAUGCUGCGCGGUGUGUAAGAGCUGUGCGAGAUGUGUUUGUUGGCUGGCGGGUAAGGGAGUUUGAAGAGCAGGGGUGGUGUAGCUUCACGUUGAUCGUUGAGCGAGACGCGGAGACCGAGGGCGAUUAUCGAUUUCCCGAAAUCCAGUUUGAUUCUGGAGCCACAUCUCUGAUCGUUCAAAUCAGGCCCCCUCAGCAUGCUCUUGAAAUGAGCAUCACACGGGCAGCAGAAGUGACAUUCCCGUCACUGGCACCGACCAUUCAGAGUCUGGAUAUUGAAUUGCCCGGAGGAUUGCACGCAAAUGCGAUGAACAGAAUGCCUGGCACUCCUCUGUCUCGCCUACUUCCUCGCGAUCAGAACACUGGCCCUGUCCUCCAGACCAAGCAAGAACGACUUGUUAGGAGCUUUGCAGCAAUCAUAGCGCACAGCUGGGGAUCUUCUUCCACAUCAAUCCCACACUCCCAACACACGCGAGCUGACUCACCCAUGGACGACAAGCCAUCUAUGCUAUCCCUUUGCAAAGGUAAAGUCGGCUCGACGAUCAUCUCUCGGCUUCGAAAGCUAGGUGAAGAGCUACCUGACGCUCCACUAAGAGAUCUUGCGCAGAGCACUUUGGCCAAAGUCCAACGCUUGGAUGACUACCUCGUUGUGCUGAAUCACGGCGACCUCAUCCCCUCCAAUAUACUCGUCGACGAAGAUACAUGGGUCAUCACUGGCUUGGUAGAUUGGGCGGAAGCAGAAUAUUUGCCGUUUGGAACGUGCUUGUAUGGAUUGGAGAAUUUGCUUGGAUAUAGCGGUACUGCAGGCGGAUAUGUGUACUACGAGAAUGAGGCGCAACUGAGGGAUAUGUUCUGGAAGUGCUUGUUCGAAGCGGUGCCGGAACUGAAAACCGGGGAGCAUGAUGUGAGGACGAUGAGAGAUUUGGGCGUCUUGCUUUGGUAUGGUAUUGCGUGGGAUGACGGGGCAAUUGAUCGCGUUGUCAAUGAGACUGAAGAUGAGGGUGAAGUAGCAUGCCUCCGAGCAUUCCUGAGCUCCGUGUAG